Oryza sativa Japonica Group (Japanese rice) is the source of this 2635-nucleotide messenger RNA. Its product is annotated as PHD finger protein MALE MEIOCYTE DEATH 1. The record is from RefSeq and is a predicted model, not a curated record. Lineage: Eukaryota; Viridiplantae; Streptophyta; Magnoliopsida; Poales; Poaceae.
GAAACGCCCCUGCCGCCGCGGCCCAAAACCCAGAACCCCCCCACGCGGCCACGCCACGCCUCGCCAAGGAGAGCCCAGGGCAAUGCCGUCCAUGCGCGCGCUCGAGCGGCUCGCCUCGUGGCCGACGCCCCCGCCGCCACCUCCGCCGCCGCCGCCGCCGGCGAAGGCGGCGGCGGCGGAGGCGGAGAGGCCGUGUCCGCCGUCGUCCGCCGCCACCACCUCGUCGUCGUCUUCUUCCUCGGCCUCGGCCGCGCCCGCGGCGGCGGGGGCGCCGCGCGUCUACCCGCUGCGGGACUUCCCGGGGAGGGAGGCGGCGGGGCUGGGCGGCGCGUUCCGGGACAACGUGCGGUGGCUGCUGAGGCAGUGGGGCGGCGCCUCCCCCGCCUCCCCCGCCGCCGGGGGUCCUGGGUCGGCGUCGGCGGCGGUGGCGGUGGCGUGGCGGGUGCUCCUCUCCGACGACCGCACCGGCGUCGUCGUCCCCAUCUUCGCCGUCGAGGAGCCCGUCGCGUCCUCGCCCAAGCCGCUCUGCGAUUACUGCCGCUGGGCGGGUUGGAGCCACCAUUGGGUGUCAAAGCGGAAGUACCAUUUCAUUAUUCCGGCGCCCGCUGACUGGGACCGCCAGCUUGCUGCUGAUGUGAUCCUUGGACGCACCGACCACCUCCUCCAUGGCCUGAUCCACAGCAAUGGUUUUGGUCACCUUGUCAUGCUCCGUGGUCGCGAUGGCGGCUCCACUGCACUAUCUGGCCGUGACAUCAUGGACAUCUGGGAUUGCCUCUGCUCCGCUCUUCGUGCCAGGGCUGUGUCUGUGGUGGACUUUUCCCAGAAACGCUCUCUGGAUCUUCGUCUCCUGCUCAGCGUGGCACAUGGUGACACAUGGUUCACCCGAUGGGGAUACUGCCUUGCAAGGGGUUGCUUCUGUGUGUCUACCUCGACCUAUGCAGCUUCCGUGGAAGCGUUGGCUGCCCUGCCUGUGGACUAUCUUCGCAGCCGUCACGUCCGCCGUGUGGUAACCAUUUACCGCCGCCUAUCCAACAAACCUCUGGUUACAGUCCGUGAGUUCCUCCGCUGCCUCCUUGAUUGGAAGCACCUUGAGCCACCCCUUCAAUUACCUCCUGUGAAGACAUGCACACGGCUGCAAUUCAUGCUGCCAAAGCCAUCUGUGAUGAAGAGACACAGGCAGCAGCCAUGCCAGCGCUUUGAGGAUGUGAUUGACCUGCUCCAGUGUCGCUGGUCCAAGAAGCGGCUUCUUGAUGCUGCAGAGGUUGUUGUUGACAGGCUGCUAGAGCAUGGCAGCGGGGCAGAGAUGACACGGCAGGCGGUGCGAGAUGCUGCAAGGGGCGCCAUUGGUGAUACUGGUCUCCUUGACUUUGUCAUCAAGUCCCUUGGUGAUACCAUUGUUGGCAACUAUAUUGUGCGACGUGUGCCUGAUGCUGAAACACGUGUGCUUCACUUUAGCCUUGAGGAAUAUGAAGAGCCAACACCAGCACUGUUGGAUGUUGAGGUAGAGUGCACACCAUUGCCACCUGUGGUACGGUGGCCUAGCACAGUGGAAGUAGAGCGAGAUCUGCGUGCUGUCUACCGAGCAAUGGUCGAGGUGCGCAGUGAGGCAGCACAGGCUGUGCUGGACUGCAAGCACUGGGUGAAGUGGUGGGGCCUUGGGGAUGAGUCCGAUGACCAGCUGAGGUUUUUCGUUGAGUGGCAACCCCAGCCAUGGGAAGCUGCUGAGCUUAUACGGCCAAUGCCACUGGGGGAGAUUGUGGUGGUACCACUCCAUGCAUCCAUGGGUGAGCUUCUUGUCGAGUCAGAGCAUGCGCUGCGGGACACUUACUACUUCUUUGAGGAAUUCCAGGCUGAAGGGCUGCAUGGCAUUGCUGGGGAGAAAUGGGAUCCAGUGAUGCUUGGUGGGGCAGAGAAUGGUGACACAAUCAGCGUGUAUGGCAAUGGGGCAGACAUGGAAACUGAGCUGCGGUGCCAUGGUGGACUUGACUUGUGGGAGGUGCGGUGCGUGUGUGGUGCGCAGGAUGAUGAUGGUGAGCGCAUGAUAGCAUGCGAUGCUUGCGAUGUAUGGCACCACACACGUUGCGUGGGCAUUGCAGACAGCGAGCCUGUGCCACCAUUAUUUCUUUGUGUGCUCUGCGGUGGUGCGCUCAUGGCGGCUGGACCGAUCAUUCUUGAAGAGGCACUAACGCUACCUGAAAGCCAAGUGACUAUUCUAUUCUUUUCCCCUUUCUUACUUCCCUUCGGUUCAUAUUUCCAGUGACGAUAGUCUGACGAGGUAAACUUAGUUCUGAAACUGCAACUUAUGGUGUAAAGUGCGUUGUUUUGGCAGUAUGUAGUAACUUCUAAUGCUGUGUAGUAAGUAGUAGAUGGGAAGCGGGUUUAGACAGUAGACUUGGGGAAGCCCUAUCCAUGUCGUUAGCAAUUCGACUGGAAAUUUUGUACCUGAUACACUACAGAAGAUGAUAUAGCUAGAUGUAAAUACAUGUUCUGUGAUUGUAUCUUUUACGGCCUCCCAGUCCCAAUUGGUGAAGCUAUACAGUGUAAUUUUUUGUGCUAGGUAUACAAUGUAAUUUAGCAUCAGCAAUGACAAAACUGUAUCUUUCUUCUGUGCUGGUGUUUGCUUUCUUGUUAGCCA